Messenger RNA from Anoplopoma fimbria (sablefish), 1824 nucleotides. Its product is annotated as zinc finger protein with KRAB and SCAN domains 8-like. Bases 73 to 1443 code for a protein of 456 amino acids. Gene Ontology annotation, biological process: regulation of transcription by RNA polymerase II. The transcript has 2 exons. The record is from RefSeq and is a predicted model, not a curated record. Gene Ontology annotation, molecular function: DNA-binding transcription factor activity, RNA polymerase II-specific; RNA polymerase II cis-regulatory region sequence-specific DNA binding. Lineage: Eukaryota; Metazoa; Chordata; Actinopteri; Perciformes; Anoplopomatidae.
UAGCCGACUUUGCCGCCUCGCCCUCCGGCUAAACACCGUUCAUGGUUCAGUGCCGCGCUUCUCUGCGGAGACAUGGACGCCGCAAUGUUUCAGCUGAGGUCGUUCGUCCAUCAGCGGCUGUACACGGCGGCGGAGGAGAUCCUCGGAGAGGUGCAGAAAACCAUCACCUUAGCCGUCUACGAGGCAGAAGUUGGUCGGUCUAAGGAGGAGGAGGAGGAGGAGGAGGAGGAGGAAAGUCUGCGGCACCGGCGAGACUUCCUGCAAAAUCAAUCAGCUGCACUGACCAGCAGCUCAGUGAAACAUGGAGAUGAAUGUGAUGCUCCUCUGCUGCAGGAGAACCCAGCACCCUCAACACCAGAAGAGUCUAGUUCCAGUCUGGGUGCCUCUCAAACCAGAGCAGGCCCAGACAAUACUAACUGGAACCACUGCUUGGUUCGGGCAGACCUCUUGAUGUCGGAGAUAAAAGAAGAGCAGGAGGAACUUGGGGACGACGGUCAAACACAGGAGAUGUUUAUUCCCUCUCCUGAAAUUGUGAAAAGCGAGCAAGAUCAGCCGGAGACACAAGUAUCGCAUGAUAUGCCGCCAGUUUCUUCAGACGGGUCUGCUGCUCAGAGUGAGAACGAUGAGGAGGAGUUGGUGAACAGCAAAGGAGGACAGACCAAAACAACGAGAAGGAAAGGAACGACAUCUCAAGGGCAAAGCGGCAGCAGUAAUGAGAAGGAAAAGGGAACAUCACCCACUGACAAAAGCUCAGAUAAAAGUGAAAAGGGUCGCAGUUUUUGCCAUUUUUGUGGCAAGGGAUUCCAGUACAUCGGCUCUUUGAUGAAGCACAUAAAAACACAUGAAAACAAUUUGGAUUGCACUGUUUGCGGGGUGACAUGCCUCUCGUCAAAUGAGCUGAUAACUCACGUGGAAGGUUGUCACAACAAAACCUAUUUUUGUGACAUUUGCGGCAAGACUUUCGCCAAUAUCCGCUGUCUCCGGCUACAUGAAAGAAUACACACAGGCAAGAAAGAGUUUGUGUGUCAAGAAUGCGGCAAGACAUUUUACCGAAGAGAGCAUCUGAUUGUGCAUGUGAGGACCCAUUCUGGGGAGAAACCCUAUCACUGUGAUAUUUGUGGAAAAGCAUUCAGUCAGAGCCAGAACCUUACAAUUCACAAAAGAAGUCAUUCAGGGGAGAAACCCUAUCAAUGUGGCCUGUGUGGCAAACUUUUUAACACUAGCAGUCAUCUCAAAACUCACAUGAGAUACCACUCAGGAGAAAAACCGUACCCAUGUGAUAUUUGCGGUAAACGUUUUAGCCAAAGCGGACAGAUGACUAGACAUAGGACCACGCAUACGGGAGAGAGGCCGUAUGGCUGCCGUGUUUGUGGCAUGAGAUACAGGUUUGCACCUAAUCUGAAGGUGCACAUGCAAACUCAUGAAAAGGCAUCCAAUGGGUGAAAACAGGUACAUUUAACAGGCAAACCAUCUCGGAGCUCAAUUACAAAUCACAAAUAAUGGUAAAUUAGAUUUUUUUAUGAGGAACAAUUGAAAGAGCUCCUUUAUUGUUGUCAGAAAAAAACAACACAAUCUGAAUAUGUUCAUGAAUCCCUUUUAGGUUUGGGUUGAUAUGUGUUAGACUGCUGAAAUAUUAUAGCACUUACUAAAAUGGUUAGAUGAUUCCAGUAAAAACCAGUAUCGCUUAGACCAUCAGGGUGUUGAGCAACAUCUCUGGAACUGUUUUUUUCCCACAUUUCAUGUUUGUAUUAUUGUUUAUUCUUCUGUGAGAUGGCAUCCUAUGGUGAAACCAAAUUUCCACAUGGGGGGGACAAUAAAGUUUAA